CUGGUUUCUCCCUGGUAUCCCCACGGGGACAUCAACAACUAUCUGGAGAAGAAUCCCAAGGCGGAUCACUACAAGUUGAUUAGGGGUGUAUGCAAUGGCUUAAUAAACUUACACGAUAACAAAAUUGUGCACGGAAAUAUCAAACCAGCGAAUAUCUUGGUUGAUUCUGACGGUAAAGCCGUGCUCUGCGACUAUGGGCUCCAAACUCUCCUGUGCGAUUUUCCGAUCACCAUCCAUUUCCAAAGUGUGCGAUACACCGCACCCGAACAUCGUAGGAGUUGCAAUGGCGUAUUCCAAGGUAGUAAGGAGGGUGACAUUUGGGCAUUUGGCUGCGUUUCGAUAGAAGUG
Molecule: messenger RNA, 348 nt
Organism: Cantharellus anzutake
Lineage: Eukaryota; Fungi; Basidiomycota; Agaricomycetes; Cantharellales; Hydnaceae
Product: kinase-like domain-containing protein
Exons: 3
Biological process (GO): peptidyl-serine phosphorylation; peptidyl-threonine phosphorylation
Molecular function (GO): protein serine/threonine kinase activity; ATP binding
Source: RefSeq, a predicted model, not a curated record